Molecule: messenger RNA, 2650 nt
Organism: Mytilus californianus (California mussel)
Lineage: Eukaryota; Metazoa; Mollusca; Bivalvia; Mytilida; Mytilidae
Product: tripartite motif-containing protein 45-like
Exons: 1
Coding region: 122-2047 (641 amino acids)
Molecular function (GO): zinc ion binding
Source: RefSeq, a predicted model, not a curated record
UUUGAAUGUUAGUAUUGAUUUGUUAUCUGAGCCUCGAUAACAAAUCUAUCAUCUAUAGUAUGGAAUAAAAACUCGUCUUAUAUUGUGAUACAGGUUUGGAGCAUACCAAGUACAUCUUCAAAUGGCAACUUCAAAGGCGGAUGUAAUAGAUUUAACGACUUGUCCGAUUUGUUUAGAAAUUUUAAUGAAACCGAAAUAUUUACCGUGUUUACACACGUUCUGUGAGAAGUGUAUUGGGGCUUAUCUUACUUCCGCAUUUGAACAAGGUAAAAAUCAAAGUGCUGAAUGUCCUAUAUGUAGGUCGGUUAUACAGAUCCAUGAAUCAGGACUUUCGGCAAACGAGUGGGCAAACCGUUUGCCCGAUAAUUUUCUUUUAAUUAGUCUUAUCGACAGCGUCAAUCUGAAAAAUGCUGGAAAAGUUUGCACGUCUUGUGAAAGAAUGGACGAGAAGACUGAAGCAAAAUUCGCGUGUACCGACUGUUCGGACACUCUUUGCCAAAAUUGUUAUCGUUAUCACAAACAUCAUAAAAUAUUUGAAAACCACGAAGUAAUUCCGAUAGAAAAAUUUACAAGCGCAUUUGAGUUUCCCGUUAAAUUUCAAAGCAGUUGUUCAAAACAUAAAAAUGAGAAACUUAAAUUGUAUUGUUCAGAUCAUGUGAUUCCUUGCUGUUCCGUUUGUGUUUCCGUUGAACAUCGAAAAUGCGAAAAUGUCUGUACAAUUGAGGAUGCGGCACUUAUUUAUCACGACUCCAAUACUGUUAAAAACCUGCAAAACAUACUGACAUCAAUGGCAGGCGAUGUAAACAACAUCCUUUCAAAUACCAGCGAUGGAAUUACAACACUGAAUUCUCAGAGUAAAGAUGCUUUCCAAAAAGUUGAAAGUCUUAAGGAGAUUUUAGAUCAAAAAGUGAAAACGGUCACCGAUAGACUGAAAAGUGAAUUAACGAAAGAAUUUGAUAACGAAACAAAAAGGUUAGAGGAAAGAAAAACGAUUUUUGGAAAUGUUAAGAAACAACUUGACAACGAAAUAAAGGUACUGGAAACAUGCAUUGAAAAGGCGUCUGAUGUCCAGGUUAUGAUUGAAACUGGAAAAUUAAAGGGGAGAUUACUUGAACAUAAGAAACAUUUCGAAGUGCAACCGUUUGAUCAUUAUGUUAAAGUAGACGUCAACAUCGAUCAUUCUUUGGACGAGAGUUUUAAAAAGAUUGAUGGAGCAUGUCGUGUAACCAAUGUUGUAGCACCAGACACUAACAUGCAGUUGGCACACAGACAGUUUUCUGCUUGUUUAAAACUUAUAAAAUCUAUAGCUAAAUACGAGAAAUCUCAUUAUGAAGCUUGUUUCAUGAACAACAAUAAAAUAAUAGUAUCGUGUUGCGGAGAGAUGUCUUUGGAAAUCUUUGAUGUAAAGGGUAACAAAGUGAGAACACACAAACUGUCUUUCCAGCCAUUCGACAUUACAGAAUCAGGACCCAGUGAAGUAGCAGUUCUGAACGAUGGUAAACGUAAAAGCAAGGUACAUUUAAUAAAAAUCGACUCUACCGACACUAAUCAAACUCGAGUCAUUCACAUCAAGUCAGGUGUACAAAGCAUAUAUUUCUGUAGGGGAAAACUUUAUGCAGCAGACUCAAAGACUAUUACCAUUUAUGAUAAAUCUGGGAUUGCCAUUCGCGAAAUUAAAGACGCAAUUGGAGAGAACACGUAUAUUCAUUGCGAUUAUAAAGAUGUACUGUACGUUUCAGACAAAUCAUCAAUCGUUAAAAAAGCUGAAAACGGACAAGACCAAUUUCGAUUUACUCAUCGCGACCUGAAUGGCGCCCGUGGGAUUACAAGCGACAACAUGUCUGAUAACAUUUAUGUUACAGGAUCCGAUUCAAACAAUAUUUUACAAAUUUCAGGGGAUGGUUUAAAGCACCAAGUAUUGCUUGAGGAAAAAGACGGAAUUUUAAAUCCAAGAUUCAUUGACGUGAGCAAAGACGGUAAAUAUCUCGUUAUAACGAAUCAGGAUGGAAAAGAACUUUUGUUGUACGAAAUUUGCUUUGACAUUUGACAUAACUUUUGUCGCGGUCAUUGUAGUCAUUGUCAACAAUUUUAUUGUCACUGUUUUAAUCGUUGUUCACUAUUUUUAAACGCAAAUAUUGACUGGAAGAAGUAUUUGUCAGUUUUUGUCGGCGUUUUCAAUCGAUUCUUUAAAGUGAUUUUAUGUAAGUUAUAAAUUUAUUUUAUAAUUGAGGAACUUGUUUAUCGUCGAUAAGGAUCAUCAUUCAUGAAAGCGGUAUGGCGAGUUAUUCUGCUUCGUUUUACUCAAGACGACAGAAUCCGAAAAUUGCUAAUAAGAUUUAUUGAUAUUCGAAAACUGAUCAGUUUCAAACUAUAUGUAUUUUAAAGAUUUUUCAAGAUUUUACAUAUAUCCAUAAAUUCAAAAUGUGGUUUGGUGUGUUAACAGCUAUUGGACUUUGAAACAGUUUUCAAACAAUGCUUCAAAUUGUACAUGUCUUUGUAAAAUAUAUCGUGAAAUGACACCAUGGACAUUCAUAAAAAGAAAAAGAAGAAUAACUCUGUAUCUAAAAUGUGCAGCAUUCAUCCUAUAGAAGUAACAUGUACACUACUCAAAUGUCGAAAUCUUUAAAAAUUGUAGCUUUUUUUUUUUUUU